This is a messenger RNA of Rhopilema esculentum, 6128 nucleotides long. RefSeq names its product polycomb complex protein BMI-1. Gene Ontology annotation, molecular function: promoter-specific chromatin binding. The record is from RefSeq and is a predicted model, not a curated record. Gene Ontology annotation, cellular component: PRC1 complex. NCBI's taxonomy places the organism in Eukaryota, Metazoa, Cnidaria, Scyphozoa, Rhizostomeae, Rhizostomatidae. Gene Ontology annotation, biological process: negative regulation of transcription by RNA polymerase II.
ACAAAGCUGUUAGUUUCGAUAUUAUUAACCGCAGGUUUAUUUGAAAAUUGUCGUUCAUUUAUAUUUUAUUUCUAAACAGAAGCGCAAUGGUUGGGGGGGAUGCAAGAAGCUAUACCCCCCUGAAGCAAUGAAAUUGUCAGGAAAUUUCGGGCGUUUUUCCAAUUUGUUUGAAAUUGUUGGAAAAUUCAGUCAUUAUUCCCCAAAAUUUUACACCACUGCCCUCCUUGUUAUACACCAGUCGGACAGAAAAUGCAGAAUUAUUAUGAAUGUAUGCUAGAUAACCUAAGCAACGUCAGGAUUUAAUUUCUAGGAAAGUACCACAAAAUUAAGAGAGUGCAGAGGCAUUGUUCAAGCCAUCUUGUCAAAUGAGAGCCAAGAAACGUGAAUAAAUUAAUGACUGGAUUUUUGCUUGUUUAUUAAUCAUAUUUACUAUGCAACAUCAUUUUUGUUUAUCAUUAAUUUGAUUUGUGUCUCCGCCUCCUUCCCCGCUGAUCGUUUUUCCCAUACUAGCUGCUACUUAAAUGGGAUUGUCAUGUUUCACAACACGGCAAGAUUUUUGAAAGUCUCUUGAAUGCCCUGAUUGGUUCCCUUUUAAAUAAUUUUAGAACUUGCUCGAUGUUGCUUUGAAAAGUCGCGCAUAAAUUAUUCUUAUCUGGAGUGAGACUCUGAAACGAAUGGCAGCUAUCUGACUGGUUAUUAGGCCUUGAUGCACAUUACUGCUGCCCUCCUCUGCUGCCCGUAGCUAAGAGUUUGGUAUUUACGUCCUAGUUUUGCAUUGCAUGGCUGUUUAUUUACUGUCACCUUCUCAAAAUAGCAUUAUUGUUACACUUGGCUUUUUUAUCUAGCAAAUAAAGAUAUCCUCUUUAUAAGGAUCUUAUGAGCAUCUACUCCCAGACUAUAGUCAAAUUCUCAGCAACACCAAAUACGUAAUAUAACUGUUGUAUUAAGUAACCACCAACAUAUCCUGUGUUUUUCGUCCAUGUUUCACAAAAAUGUGGGAUUUGCUAAGAUUUCUUUUAAUUAUAGGAUUUGCUAAGUUUUCUUUUAAUUAUAGGAUUUGCUAAGUUUUCUUUGCAUCAGUCAAUAGUUUGUGUAGGACAGGAGAUUGUUUCAUUAUGGUGCAACAAUUAUCUAAACCUACGGCAACUGUUACAGUCAUCCGUUGCCAGCAACCUAGGAAACCUAGGAAGCAGUUCAGAGUUGGGGGCUGGGGAAUCAAUGUUGUUUUUCUUUAUCAAAAUCAACGUAUUUCAACAUUCAUGUAGACUUUUGAUUAGGAAAGUGCAUCUGUUGCAUUUGCUACCAAAGAAUAAUGUCUUGGUUCAUUGUCCUAAUUAAUAUGGCCUUCUGAAAUUUUCCAAAGCAAUUGUUUCAAUGAAAUCAGACUGCAAACAGGCUGACAAAAAUGAUUAUUAGGGCCAUUUUCACAUUUUGACUGAGUCAAAGCUGACUUUGAUAUUUUUUGAACGUCUAGAAAUAGGGGACCUGGCAUGUCUGAGCUGUCCAGGGGCCCACCAUGGCUCUCGACGUGCCUGACAAUGAUAUCCCAUAUCAUAUACCCGCUCAAAAUUGAAUUGGUGAAUCUCCUAAUCAGACCAGGCGUAUAUUACAGCAAGGGUAAGAUUGUGAUAACAAAGGACUUUUGUGUUGGUUACGAAUUUUAUUGUUCACCUCUUUAUAUUAGUUUCAAAGGACAUUUACACCUCUCGUUUGUGUUGUAUACAGAUUAUGUUGUUUACAGAAUUAGAGUUGAGUAAAACCUUAAUCAUGCAAGGUAAUAGUUUUUCUUAUAGUUCUACUUUACGACAAAGAUCUCUCCGAAAUUUUUGCAACCGUAAUAUUUAGCUACCCUUACCCUCCGGUAAAUCAUCACUCCAAAUAUUGCCUCUAGAACAUUGUCGAUAGGACAAUAAGAAAACAUUGGUAACUAGAUUUCCUAUUUACUUCGUCUUGAUUUUCAUGACAGAACAUCUCCCGUUUAUUUUUCUUCUAUUGAUUGAAAAUUUGGAUCUAUCCUCAAUCUGUGCCUCAAUGCUUCUGCAGCUUUUUCUUCUUCUAUGACAUGCCCUCAUUCCUCACCCUCUUUACAUCGGAAUUUGAGGGCCGAUCACGAAUUGCCCAGGCCCCAGAAGCCCGUCUCGUGGCUCUCGUCGGGCUUUGCUCAGGUUGAUUGAAUUUGUGCUAAUGAACAUCUAAGUGAAGUGAGAUUUACGUUCGUCCUCUUUUCAAAUAUUGCCAGUCACUAUCAGGUGUACCUUGAAUGCUUAUAAAAUUUCUUGGAUGACCGACAAGCAUUUCUUUUUUAGUUUUUUUUAAUCUUUGUUUGACAUUUCGUCAUACGGGUGUGACAAGUCGGCAGAAGGGGAGAAGGCAUUUUUCCCGCACUCUCUAUUAAUCAUUUGAUUUUCUCAAAUUUGUAAUAGCUCACAAUCACAGCUGUUUAUUUUAAGAUAUUUUGUUUUCAGGCUUUGUGGUGGCGAAUGUUUAGCAGGUGAAUUUUAUUUAAGAGAUAGCUCAGUUUCUCUGACCGAAGAUUUAUAUGGACCACUGCAUUUUCAUCGUUGUUUUCGAAAAGACCACGUUUUUGUAAGGCAGUCUUUUAUUACGAAAUAUUAGAACAACAGCUGGCAUUGUUUGCUUCUUUAAAGGUUUCGAGCAAGAUGAUUCCUUGCAAGGAAGGAAGGCGCAAACUUCGCCAUUAUUCGACCAUGCAUAAUUAGCAUGUGUCAAGUAAAUUGAAUAGCGUGUGGCAACAGGGUGCAUAGGAAGUAUUCAAGCACAAGAUUUGGGAUUGAAAACAGAAAGACGUUCGCUCUGUUGGCGUAGAAAUCGCUCAUUUGCCUUUAGGUUCUAAAUAUCUUCUUGAAAGGCCCUUUCGUCAUGCAGUAUGUUAGAGGGAUAAAACAGCUAAAUCCUCACUUGAUUUGCAUUCUUUGCGGAGGUUAUCUUAUCAAUGCUACAACGCUGAUAGAGUGUUCUCAUUCAUUUUGCAAGACUUGUAUUGUUCAGUAUUUGGAAACCUCUUUCAACUGUCCAGUAUGUGAAACAGAAGUACACAAAACGAAACCUCUAGCCAACAUAAGAUCUGACCCAACUUUGCAAGAAUUAAUCUACAAACUUGUUCCAGGCCUCUAUAAACAGGAAAAGAAAGCUAGACAAGUAUAUGAACUCAAUCGAGAAAAAGAUCGUUGGAAUCAACCUGGUGGAUCGUCAGAAAGAGACCCCGUGCUUGAAGAUUAUACAAGAAUACUUGUGACGCUUACAUAUUUUAGGAGAAAAAGGCCUAGAGCUGUUCGCAAUGACAGGGUCACAAGCAUGUUUCCAACUCGUUUUCUCUGCUGCCCAUUAAACCUUCCAGUUCGAGUCAUGAAGAAAUUUAUUCUCAAAAAGUUUGACCUGCCUUUACAUUGGGAUAUUGAUGUUUGGCGCACAGAUGAAUCCCUUCUGGAUGAUUUAACCUUGGACGACAUUGUAAGAAUUUAUGGAAUAUUUCGUGAGAGAAAACCGUUGGAAAUAUCGUUCAGUGUUACCCCAAAGGACGCCGAGGUGUUCCAGGGCGACAGUAUCACCUUAAACAAAACAGUUCAAUUUGACUUGAAGAAGGAAUCAAAUGCAGCCAGUACAAUCGCAGCGAGGAACAUUUUAACCACCACCCCGGACCCGUCUGACGACGAAGAUGGCAAAGACAGUAAAGAGAAACAGACAAAGGACGACAAUGUUAUGGACGUAGAUAAAGAGGAAAAUGACGGUGCUAACAGUGGUCUGAAUUCUAGUAGUCUAGCAGAGGUUCACGUUACUAGCUAGCAGUUUAUGUUACUAACUUUAUUUAUGGUAUCAAGGAGAAUAAUUGAAUGCAGCUGUUUUGAUUGGAAUAGCUAGAAGACAUAAGGCGGUUUUACAACCAAAGUUUAGCAAAUUUGGAGGUACAAUCCUUGCCCAAAGUCCUCGGAACACCCUGCAGUCAAUGAAAGAUUUUGAUGAAGUAAAAUUUUCCGGCCGUAAGAUACAGAAAUAUCACCCUCCCCCCCCCCCUUAAAAAGGUUAGUUGAGAAGCCUGUUACUUAAACUAGCUGACAGAGUUACACACAACGGAUGAAUUCUGAGCUUUGUGACUGUUGUUAUUCAAGAUUACUUUAAUGGGGAGACUACUGAACUUAUGCAAAAUAUUUGUGUAGUGCACCAAGACUUUUGGCAAGCAUUGUAGCUUGAGUUCAGAUAUGUAUUACUUUCCCAGAGGUUAAAUUGCAGUCUAAAAUCUAAUUGCAUCAAACAGUAUAUUUUGCAAUUGAUGAAAGCACAGCUAUUUGUAUUCCUGUUUUACUUCUGCUAGUGUCUCACAUCUGCAAUAUAGUAGAUUAAGAUGGUUUUCAGUUUUCUAUUGGCUUCUAAUGUCUCCUCCCUGUGAGCAAGCCUGUUGUCUGGCGUAUUUUAUGUCCCUGACUUCAAUAGCGGCACAACAGACUGUAGGGGACAUGUCUUUCCUAGUCUUUGGCGAGAUUUAUUUUGUUUUUCGUCUAAAGUUGACGAAAAUGUUUUUGGGGAGUGAUGAUAGUUCCACAAAAGCAUUCUUUGUGGUAUAAUUCUUUGAUUUAAGGUUUGCUUUUACAUAACUUCAAGUUUUCAUGGGUAUUCCCUUUUGGUAAAAUGGGGGUUUCUUGUUGGUCAAAAUGCAUUUUCUUACAGGAAAAAGGCCGUAUUUUUCAUUUUGACCCACCCCUACAAAGUCUGGCGGCUUACAUCAAACUAGCAUCUUUUCGAAACAAAAUGGAAAAUAUACUAGAUAUGCAUAUGUUUAAUUAUUGGGAUUCAUAUAAAACCACAUAAGACCAUAUAAAACCAUAUAAGUAAGAGAGUUAAUACAUGUUAUAGUGUCUCUUCACAGCAAUCAUAAUUUGUAUUUGUGUAGCAUUUCCCAAAGAGAUUUCUAACCUUCUUGUAAGUGGCAGACAUGGUAUUAAAAGACUGCGUAAUUCCAAUGGUAUACGUUUAGUUUGUAGAUUUCAGCAUCUUUUUGCAAAGUUUGUUGUAUUGAGGUGACACGAGGAAUAGCCCACUUUUGCAAUUUCCAAAUAUAACAGCCUUUUGUGCCAUAAUUUCAUUGUUCUUAAAAGAUCUUUCAAUAAGAUAAGUCUUGUUUUUACUAUGAUGAAUGCCGCUUUUCAUCAGAAUGAGGUUAUUGUUAUCAUAAUGAGACUCAAGUUAAAAAAUUCUGAUAUUUGAUGCAAUAUUUUUGCAGCUAAGCAGGGACAGAGCAAAAUGAAAAAAACAAUUAGAAAGAGUAAUAGUUUAGAGAUAUCACCUAAGAUUGCGGUUGGAGCCAGGCUUAAAUGUGUAAUGACUGAGCCUACUGAUUAUACUGUCGCCACCAAUAGCAAGUUUACAUUCAGUUAUAUCCACGCCCUUUAUUCUGCAUUCUCAUAAUGUUAUCUCUAUGUAUUAUGUACAUGUCAUAUCAAAUCAAAUAUAUGAUAGGACUCAAAAAAGUGAUAAAUUCACAGCAAACUGACCCAUAACGACAAGUCAUAACCAUAGCGAAAGAAUUGUAGGGUCUUUUCUUCAGAACUGCAUAUAUUCUUUCACAACUGCAUUUUUUGUGUAGACUUCUAUCUAAAGACACACUGGCGCCUAGAUUUGGAAACAGAAAUUUAUGAAAUCAAGGCAUAGCACCGAAACAUCGGGGGUUGAAGAGAUAAAAAAGGGGCCCACGAGUAUUUUCAGGUCACUUUUUAUGUUUGCCACAGUUUUCACAAUUUGUAUACCUGUAUGCUAUCUUGCAUUAUUAAAGAAUUUAUAAAAAUAAUUCUAUUAAGAAAGUGCGCCCCUUUAAAAGCAAUGUUGAUGCGGUUGCCUUCGGGCCCGGUAGCCCGACUGGCCAGUCCGUCCUUCCUGUACGCUAAACAGUCCUGCAUUCUGUGUUUGAUACUAGUGAUAUAACGCCGACACUUUGAAGAAAGGUAACAUUCUAGAGGACAUAUGAAACUCCUUGUUUUCAUUGUUUUUACGAGGGCUCUCAAUGGCUAAUUUAACAGAGGAAGGAUGAGGAGUGUAGAGCAGACUUAAAAUCAUAUCCUUAACUCCGUAGCCAAAACUUCAAGCGCACUCUUUUCUACCUAUUUCUUUAUAGAAUA